Messenger RNA from Nothoprocta perdicaria, 1287 nucleotides. It is a transcript of the gene NMUR1, whose product is annotated as neuromedin U receptor 1. The transcript has 2 exons. Lineage: Eukaryota; Metazoa; Chordata; Aves; Tinamiformes; Tinamidae. Bases 4 to 1287 code for a protein of 427 amino acids. Gene Ontology annotation, biological process: G protein-coupled receptor signaling pathway. Gene Ontology annotation, cellular component: plasma membrane. Gene Ontology annotation, molecular function: neuromedin U receptor activity. The record is from RefSeq and is a predicted model, not a curated record.
GCCAUGAAUCCCUACAGCAACAGCUCCAACCCCGAGUUCCCCCUGUCCCAGCAAGACUUCCCCACGGAGCCCCUCAGCCCAGAUGUCUGCAACAGGACUCACCCGGGGGCCUUGUUAGACCCCAAGGAUGCCAACCUGACCGAGGAGCAGUUGCGGCACAAGUACCUGGGGCCUCAGCGGUCCAGCUUCUUUGUCCCUGUCUGCGCCAUCUACCUGCUGAUCUUCGUGGUGGGGGCUGUGGGCAACACGCUCACCUGCAUCGUCAUCCUCCGGCACAGGUUCAUGCGGACGCCCACCAACUACUACCUGUUCAGCCUGGCGGUGUCCGACCUGCUCGUCCUGCUGCUGGGGAUGCCGCUGGAGCUCUACGACAUGUGGAGCAACUACCCUUUCCUCCUGGGCGCCAGCGGCUGCUAUUUCAAGACGCUGCUCUUUGAGGCUGUCUGCUUCGCCUCCAUCCUCAACGUCACGGCCCUGAGCGUGGAGCGAUACAUCGCUGUAGUUCAUCCACUGAAGGCCAAAUAUGUAGUGACCAGGAACCAUGCCAAGAGGGUCAUCGUCACCAUCUGGGUCAUGUCGGUCAUCUGCUCCAUCCCCAACACCAGCCUCCAUGGGCUGCAGCCUCUCUGCGUGCCGGGCCGGGGGCACGUGCCCGAUUCGGAGAUCUGCACCUUGGUGAAGCCACGCUUGAUUUACAACCUCAUCAUCCAGAUCACCACCAUUCUCUUCUUCUUCCUGCCCAUGGGGACUAUCAGCAUCCUGUACCUGCUCAUCGGCCUGCAGCUCAAGAGAGAAAGGAUGCUCCAGACCUUAGAAGCCAAGUCAGAGGGCAACUGCAGCUAUCGCAACAGCCAGGGGCAGAAGAAAGUGAAGAGGAGGCAGGUCACGAAGAUGCUGUUCGUGCUCGUGGUGGUGUUYGGGAUCUGCUGGGCGCCCUUCCACACCGACCGCCUCGUCUGGAGCUUUGUCUCCGACUGGACCAGCCACAUGCUCUUCAUGUUCCAGUAUGUCCACAUCAUCUCGGGCGUCUUCUUCUACCUGAGCUCGGCAGCCAACCCCAUCCUCUACAACCUGAUGUCCACACGCUUCCGGGAGAUGUUCAAGGAGGUGAUGUGUCCCCCCGGCCACCGCGCACUCGGCUCCCGCAAGUACUCGCCCAGCGUCACCCGCRCCACCACGCGCAGCACCGAGUGCGAGCACAUCCCCGGCGCCAACAGCCUGCCCCUCUCCGACGCCGAGGAGUACGAGAUGGAGGAGGUGGAGCGGGCUGAGCCUGGCACCCAUUAG